CCCGGGGCGCAGCAUGGGAAGCCACAGCUCCAAGGCCGGCAAGGGGGACGUGAUCGCCCAGGAGGCCGCCGCCGGCGACGCCUCGCCCUCCAAGUCCAACGGCCAGCAGGAGAAUGGCCAUGUGAAAAUAAAUGGGGAUGUGUCACCAAAAGCUGAUGGAGAGGCCAGUUCCCUCAAUGGCAACGGAUCGGCGGAGCCAGUUCAGCAGGAGGCCACGGCUGAGGCGGGUGGUGGCGACGCCAUCGAGCCUGCGCCCGUGGCUGAAGGUGGAGAGGCCCAGUCCGAGGGAGCUCCUGGCGCUGCGGCUUCCAAGGAGACCCCGAAGAAGAAGAAGAAGUUCUCGUUCAAGAAGCCCUUCAAGCUGAGCGGCAUCUCCUUCCGGAAGGCCAAGAAGGAGGCAGGGGACACCUCUGCUGCGUCCUCUCCCAGUGAGGAGCCAGUGAAAGCGGAGGCCAAGGGCGAGGAGAAUCCCGCUUGCGCCACAGAGGAGUCGGAGCAGGCUGGCAUGACCAAAGAGGAAACCCCUGAAGGAAAGCCGGCCGCCCCACUUGGCGCAGCGGCCACAGCUCCAGAGGAGGGUCAGCAAGAAGCGGCAGUCAAGCGGGAGGAGGGGGACGAGGGGCGAGUGGAGGAGGAGCAGCAACAGCAGCAGCAGGCCCCGGCCAGCGGCAGCCAGGAGGACGCAAAGCCCGAGGAGGCAUCCAAAGCCACCGAGGCAGAGCCCAGCCCCACACCUGGGGCUGCCGAGCAGAAGGAAGAGUAGGACCUGCCCGAGGCCGCCUGCCUUGCAGAGUGAACUUUUUGUGCCAUCCUCCUCCUCCCGGGAACCCCACGGACCUGCUGCCUGGCAUGCGCACACAGAGCCACAGACACCAUCUCCUCCCCCGCCCCCAGUUUAUUGCUGAACUGACACGCUUUUUCACUCCAGGGUUGCCCUUCCCCGUGAUGCGGUUCAGGAAAGACGCGGGAGCCGCCACCUGGACACUGGGUCCUCACCGCAGCCACGGCCACCGCUCGGAGCAGGCCUUCCUAAGUCCUCCUUAAAGCUAUGCAGGAAUCUUGUUCCUGGACAGAAACUGGAACUUGGUCAGUUUAAUGAGACUCCAAAUAUUAACACCAAGUUCUGGUCUCUCAGAUCUUCUAUUUCUACUAAUCCUCAAAGCAGCUUUUUUUCAAAAAGUCCAAUAAACCAGCAAUUGACCGUUCUUCAAAACGGAUAUUCUUUUAUCUCUCAGUUUACAUUCCGGGUUCUGACUUCAUUUAAAAGUAUUUUGUGCUUUUUAUACAAACCAACCGUUUAAAAGCUAAUCUGGUUAGUUUUUUACAAUGUCUUGCUCCUGGCUUUAAACCAUAAAGCUUGUGAGUCCACUGUGUUUAAUUUGACUUCAGAGGGAGAAGAUCUUGGGUUUAUUUUGGGGGGGUGGGCACAUGGUGGGUGGGGGUGGGAGAUGAGGUUGGGAGAGUGCUGGCUGUAUGCUGUGACUUCCAUUUUUGUUUUCUUGUCUUUGUAAAUAAUUUUUUAAUGACCCAACUUCUGAUCUGCGAUUUUCUAACUCUUAAAUAAAGGUUGUAUGGGUCUUAUUGUAACAUUUGAAAGGAAUAAAUGGUGACCCCCCUUUA
Varanus komodoensis (Komodo dragon) is the source of this 1620-nucleotide messenger RNA. It is a transcript of the gene MARCKSL1, whose product is annotated as MARCKS like 1. Gene Ontology annotation, molecular function: actin filament binding; calmodulin binding. Lineage: Eukaryota; Metazoa; Chordata; Lepidosauria; Squamata; Varanidae. The transcript is spliced from 2 exons. Gene Ontology annotation, cellular component: plasma membrane; cytoplasm. Bases 14 to 763 code for a protein of 249 amino acids. The record is from RefSeq and is a predicted model, not a curated record. Gene Ontology annotation, biological process: central nervous system development; actin filament organization.